Eupeodes corollae is the source of this 1260-nucleotide messenger RNA. RefSeq names its product serine protease 7-like. The coding region runs from base 84 to 1172 and encodes 362 amino acids. Gene Ontology annotation, molecular function: serine-type endopeptidase activity. The record is from RefSeq and is a predicted model, not a curated record. The transcript is spliced from 5 exons. Lineage: Eukaryota; Metazoa; Arthropoda; Insecta; Diptera; Syrphidae. Gene Ontology annotation, biological process: proteolysis.
AAAGCUUCAUGUCGAAACCGAUUGAAAGAGAAUUAUUUUUCAAAACAGCUCUAAGCUGAUCCAGUAUCAAAUCUGACCUUAAGAUGAAAACUGCUAAUUGGACAAGUCGUUUUAUUACAUUUGUUUGUUUUGCAAUAUUUGCAUUUGCUGAUAAAAAUUGUUUAAACCCUAAUAAUCGUAAGGGUUAUUGUAUAACAUCUAAGGAAUGCCCUGUGCUCCUGGCUUUAAGAUCUAAAACAUCACCAGCAAAUGAAGAAAUCAAAUUCCUAAAUGAUUCGGCUUGUCAGGAUGGUUUUGGGGAGCCUCCGUUUGUUUGCUGCACUAUUGAUUCAACUUUUAGUAAUCCGGGGAUAAAUCAAAGAUUAUCAAAUGAUUUAUUACCUGGACUUCAAGAUUGUGGUGAUCAACCAAGUGGAAGUAAGAUCUACAGUGGAAAAGAAACAGAAAUUGACGAGUUCCCUUGGAUGGCUUUAUUAAAUUAUGGUCCAGGAAAGGAUGGUAAGCCACAAUUUUUCUGCUCGGGCAGUCUCAUCAACUCAAGAUACGUUCUCACUGCUGCUCAUUGCCUCGUUGGAAAGCCUCUUCAUAGCAUUCGUUUAGGAGAGUACGAUACCAGCAAUGAUGGUAUCGAUUGUAUCGGAACUGAUUGUGCUGAUCCAGUUCUAGAUGUUUAUGCCGAAGAUAUUAUAGUUCAUCCAAAUUACAAUGAAAAGAGUCUCCAUCGACAUAAUGAUAUUGCCUUGAUUCGAUUGAAAGAUGAUAUUCGAUUCACUUCGUUUGUUUCGCCAGUUUGUAUGCCUUGGGUCUUGAAACUCAAUCGAAGUGAAGUGGGCAAAAAUUUGGUAGCUGCUGGAUGGGGUAGAACAUUGAAAGAAAAGAGAAGUAAUAUAAAACUAAAAAUAUCUCUACCAAUAAAUGGGCCAGUUGAAUGUCAAGAUGCAUACAAAAGAACUAAAGCCUACGUGUUGGAUUCACAACUUUGUGCUGGAGGUACAUUUAUUGAGGAUACCUGUGAUGGAGAUUCUGGGGGGCCAUUGAUGGUUUUCAAGCAUAAAUGGGCGAUUGAGGGUAUAGUUUCUUAUUCACGUGGAUGUGGAUUAGAAAAUUUACCUGGAGUCUAUACUCGUGUAGCUGAGUUUGAAAAUUGGAUAGUUUCAAAUUUGAAGGAAUAAGAAUAUGUAUUCCAUGUUUUUAUUUUGAUUUUUUAAAUAAAUACAUUUAUGUACAUAGACGAGUAUGAAAUGUAAAAGUAAAUUUAAA